Molecule: messenger RNA, 2287 nt
Organism: Microcebus murinus (gray mouse lemur)
Lineage: Eukaryota; Metazoa; Chordata; Mammalia; Primates; Cheirogaleidae
Source: RefSeq, a predicted model, not a curated record
CGCGAGGCUAGCGCCCCGGGACUGGGUGGGCGUGUGCGCGCGGGUGUCGGUGGGUGGGGUGCGGAUACGUGCCUUCCCGCCUUCGCCUCGGCAGACCUGGGUGGAGGCCAGGUCAGGACCCAGGGUUUCUAAUCGCCCCUCCAAGAUCUCCAGCCGCGGAGGAGUUGAGCAGAAAUGAUCAAUACAUUAGGGUUCCUUGUCCCCCCUCCCCCAGCUCGUGGUGGCCAGAGCACAGAACUGGGCGGGGUGGAUGUCAGUGUCUGUGCAGAACGGGCUGUGCAGUCCGUCGGCCUGGGGUCGACUGUCCAGGAAUCCCUGGGGCUCCCCACUCCAGCGUGCCCCACACCUUGGGCUGGCUGCAGGGGGAAGGGGUGCGCUCUGGCCUGCCUCACUGGGGCCUCGUACCGCUUGGAGCCCAGGCUCCUCCUGGCUCCUGCCGCCCGGCGCUGCUCCCACCCUCCCAGGCCUGGCCCUCGGCCCACAGCUGCUGUUGCACAACCCUGGUUAAUGUGUGAUGGGGGGAGGGCUGGGCUGGGCCUGGCCUGGCCCCCAACUCCAGUGGGCUUCAGACCCCUGCCCAGCACCAAGGCCUGAAGGAGCCAUGGUGGAACAAAGCCCAGGGUGUAGAGAACUCAGGCUUCAGUGGGACCCCAGCCCUGUUCCUGGUAGUUCCUGGCGAUUUUCAACUGUGCAACCCGAGCUGGGGGAGGAGCCAGGCCUCCUGUCCUGGGCCAAGAGACAGGCAGCCUGGUGUGCGCACACGUGCCUAGGCCUGCACGUGUACCUAGGCCAGGGGAGGGGCCUGGAGCACUUGCUGGCCCCACCUGCACCUGCCCCCAUCUCCUCCAGAGCCUCCCCAGCAGCAGCCCGGCUAGAGGAGGUUAUGGCUGCCGCAGCCCUUACCAGCUUGUCCACCAGCCCCCUCCUCCUGGGGGCCCCGGCUGCAGCCUUCAGCCCAGAGCCUGGCUUGGAGCCCUGGAAGGAGGCCCUGGCGCGGCCCCCAGGCAGCUACAGCAGCAGCAGCGCCAGCGGAGAGUGGGGCUGGGACCUGGCCAGUGACCAGUCCUCCCCGUCCACCCCAUCACCCCCGCUGCCCCUCGAGGCAGCUCACUUUCUGUUCGGGGAACCCACCCUGAGGAAGAGGAAGGUGAGCUUCGGGGCGGCCCCUGUGGUGGGGUGGUGCGCAAUGGCUGAGCCUGACUCCAGCCCCCGUCUGCAGAGCUCGGCCCAGGCCAUGUUCCAGUGUCUGUGGAAGAGCUGCGGGAAGGUGCUGAGCUCCGCGUCCGGGAUGCAGAGACACAUCCGCCUGGUGCACCUGGGGAGGCAGGCGGAGCCAGAGCAGAGUGACGGCGAGGAGGACUUCUACUACACCGAGCUGGAUGCUGGUGUGGACACGCUGACCGACGGGCUGUCCAGCCUGACCCCGGCGUCCCCCACGGCCUCCUUGCCGCCCACCUUCUCCCGCCUGGAGCUGCCGGAGUCCCCUGUCCUGACCUCUAUGGGCGCCCCCCAGGCGUGCCACAGCGACCACGCCUACCCCGUGGGCGAGGCCACAGGUGGCAGCUGGGGGCAGCUCUCAGGGCAUUCUGGAGGCCUGGAGCCGCAGCCCACCGAGGUCAGGGCCUGUGUGCCGGCCCUUCCUGCCAGGAUGGGCGUCAGCCUGAGGAAGCCCCGUGGUGAUGCUAAGAAGUGCCGGAAGGUGUAUGGCAUGGACCACCGGGACCUGUGGUGCACAGCCUGCCGCUGGAAGAAGGCCUGCCAGCGGUUUCUGGACUGAGCCCGCCCACGGUGCUGAGGCAGCCGCCAGGACUGCUAAAAGGAGAGAAUAAGCUGCCACCUUCUCCCUACCCCCACCCUGGGGUGACACUGACCUGGGAGAGCCCGGCCUCCCCCAGCUGCAGGGUCUACUUUUUAAGGGGGGAAGGAGGAGUCGGUGACCCUGGACCCCCGGAGUGGGGGAGAGGUCCCAGCAUUCAAAGUGCCUCUGAAGAAACCAGCGUUUUGCACUAAAGCCAAACCACGCCGCCGUCCCCUUGGCCACCGGGGCCCUGGGGCCGGCCGUCCUCCCUGCCUGUCGGUCCACAGACUUGUCACAGGCCCGGCGUCGGGGCCAGUCUGCAAUGCACUUUGAGGGGUGUCGGGAAGAGGACCCCCCCUGCUCGCACUUAACUCGGUGGUUCGAGGGCCCUGGGGCUGACCUUUUACCAUGUUUCGAAGCUCAGGUGUCUCGAGUCUGGGCCGCGCCAGGCGAAGAGAAAAAAAUUAAAGAUUUGAGAUUUUUCCAGAA